AUGGGUUUAAUAGCGCUUUUGAUAGAGCUUCUGGCUGUGUUCCUCUUGGUGGUGAUUGUGGAUUGUGGUUCCGAAAAUGUUUCAGAAAAUCAAGGUUAUUUAGGAAAUACCGAAACUAGAAACCUCAACGAGCUGAGUUUAUCAAUUUUAAGUCUUUCAAAGGCUAAAAGUGGAACUAACUUGAAGCAAAAUAUUACAGCUUCCAUUAAAAGUAAUCCUCUGGCUGAAAUUUACUGGAAAAGUCCAGUAAGUUCAGAAUCAUCUUGUGAUUGCAAAAGCCUCUCAACAAUUUGCAAAGCCUCUGAACAGUUCAAAUUCAAAUCAUUACCACCAGAACGCUUUAAAUUUGAGGAUCCUUGGAAUAUAAACAAUAUCCAGAGUGCCAUCCUUAACGAUUUAAAAAUCCGAUCGGAACUCACUGAUCGCCUGCAGGAUCAGCUCCGGCAGUUUAUCAUAGGAUUACCCCUGGAUAUAGCCUUCUCCACUCUGAACUACAUCUGCAGCACCAUUGUGGAUUUAGGUGUGGUUAGGUCCAAACUUGUGCCGGACAUGUCACAGAUGUCCUUUCUUCUGCUUACUGAAAAUAAUUGCCGGAAUACUAGUAUCCGAUUGGAUCAAGUGGAGGAUUUAUUCAAAACUCCAGGCUUUAAACCAGAUCUGCCAUCGGUGCUUUUUAUUACCGGCUGGAGGACGAGCAUCAAUAGUUCCAACAGUGGUCCCGUGGCCAAGGCCUAUGCCUGUCGCAAUGAUACCAAUAUACUGAUCCUGGAUGCUGCCAACUUUGUGGAUACUUUGUACUCUUGGUCAGCCUUAAAUACGGAGGCCAUUGGCGCCUAUGUGGCCAAGGCUUUGCUUCGUCUGAAUGCCACUUAUGUGACCGAACAGCUGCAUAUUGUGGGUCAUAGUCUGGGAGCCCAGAUUGCAGGAUCCACAGGCAGGACCUACAGGCAGCUGUCGAAUGGAAAAAUCCUUAAGCGUUUGACGGGAUUGGAUCCUGCUAAUCCCUGCUUCUAUGAUGGCAAUGAUCUGGAGGGUUUGAGAAGUGGAGAUGCCAGAUUUGUGGACAUUAUUCACUCGAAUCCUGGAAUGCUGGGCUCCUCGAAGAGAGCAGGGGAUGCGGAUUUCUUUGUCCAGGGAAGGAUACCAUUUAAGGCCGGUUGCACUGGCCUGGAGGCCAUCACAUGCUCUCAUCAGAGAGCUGUGGAUUACUAUGCCGAGAGUGUUUAUCCCUCGAAUGAGAAGGAUUUCCUGGGACGUCGUUGUGAUCGUUAUGCCGAUCUCCUCGUAGGGAGAUAUUGUCAGGACACAAGGACAGUGAUGGGUUAUGGUGCCAGACCCACAGAGCUGGGACUUUACUAUGUGGGAGCCAAUGGAGAGGAACCCUAUGGUCAGAAUGCAGAUCUGGGGUUAUAUACACAAUCCACCAGCGAAUGCGGCAACUGUGAUUGAGUU
Molecule: messenger RNA, 1452 nt
Organism: Drosophila serrata
Lineage: Eukaryota; Metazoa; Arthropoda; Insecta; Diptera; Drosophilidae
Product: phospholipase A1
Biological process (GO): lipid catabolic process
Molecular function (GO): lipase activity; serine hydrolase activity
Source: RefSeq, a predicted model, not a curated record